This is a messenger RNA of Rhagoletis pomonella (apple maggot), 1484 nucleotides long. Its product is annotated as neuropathy target esterase sws-like. Gene Ontology annotation, biological process: lipid metabolic process. Gene Ontology annotation, cellular component: endoplasmic reticulum. Lineage: Eukaryota; Metazoa; Arthropoda; Insecta; Diptera; Tephritidae. Bases 89 to 1378 code for a protein of 429 amino acids. The record is from RefSeq and is a predicted model, not a curated record. Gene Ontology annotation, molecular function: phosphatidylcholine lysophospholipase A1 activity. The transcript has 4 exons.
GGUCCCAAUUUUAUUUUCACUUUCGCCACCACACCGGUCAACCUCAAACACCUUCGAAGGAUGUCUAUGGCGCUAUGCGCGUGCGAGCAUGUCCAUCGCGGGCGUUUUUCCACCAUUCUGCGAUUAUAGAGACGGUCAUUUACUGCUCGAUGGUUGUUACACCAAUAAUGUGCCAGCCGACGUAAUGCAUAAUUUGGGCGCUGCACAUAUUAUUGCUAUCGAUGUGGGCUCGCAAGACGAUAUGGAUUUGACGAACUACGGCGAUGAUUUAUCUGGUUGGUGGUUGCUGUAUAAGAAAUGGAACCCAUUCACAACACCGGUGAAGGUGCCUGAUCUGCCCGAUAUACAGUCUCGUUUAGCGUAUGUUUCGUGUGUGCGCCAACUCGAGGAAGUGAAAAAUUCCGAAUACUGCGAAUAUAUUCGCCCGCCCAUUGACAAGUACAAAACGCUCGCCUUUGGCAGCUUCGAUGAAAUACGUGAUGUUGGUUACGUUUUUGGUAAAAACCACUUCGAUGCUAUGGCCAAAGCCGGACGCUUGGGACGCUUUAAUCAGUGGUUUAACAAGGAGCCUUCGAAGAAAGAGAAUCCUGGCACCCUAAGCGAUUAUACAUUCAUCGAUUUGGCACAUAUCGUUUGCAAAUUACCUGAAACCUAUAUAAGCAAUGAACAAUUGCACCAAGGUUAUCUCUUUAGCGAAGACGAGGACUACGACGGUUACAUAUCGGAGCCGUCGACGUACAAGCGGGUCAAAAUAAAGCGCACUGGCACCUCUUUGUCGCUCUCCGAAAACGAGAUGGAUUCCGACAUCGAAGUUGAUCUGUCUUUGGCCAUACGACAACAUCAUGCACAUCGUUCGCGUAGUACACCGCAUACCCCAGCCUCUGAAUCGAAUACAGGCGGCGAUCAAGUUGAUAAUAAUGGGCGUGCCCACCACCUAGGCGGUGGCAGCAUUGUGCGUUUUGAUGGUAGUGUUGUUUUCAAAGGCAAUGGCGGUGGUGGCGGCGGCUCGCAAAUUAGUAUAAGGAGUAGUGGUAGUAGUACUGAUUUCGUAACACCUUAUGAUGCGCUUAACAUCGAUGCAGUAGUGGAUGAGUUACCUUUAGAUCCGGUAGUUGUAAAAAAGGAGGAUGAGGUAAAAAAUCGACGGAAUGAGGUUAAUGUAACGACGACAACGCCGUUGAAAAGCGCUCAAAUCUUAGUUAAAGAAGAUGAACUGCGUACGCCUACGCCGAGUACUUCCAAUGCCAGUAUGGUUGCCUCCAUGAAAAGCACUUACAGUUCAAAUGCCGAGUCUGCGACCACCCUGCAAAGCGCUGAUUUAAAUGAAGCGGCAACUCAGCCACCAACUACAUUAGAAAACACUUCAGAAGCGACGUAAUGAACGAUUGCGUGAAUUUAGUUAAGGACUUAAUUAUUUAAGUAAUAGAGUGUGUAUGUACCAUGUGACUGAGUGCAAGAUAUCUGUAAUCGAGAGAGAGAGAGAG